This is a messenger RNA of Lytechinus pictus (painted urchin), 1989 nucleotides long. RefSeq lists its product as uncharacterized. Bases 24 to 614 code for a protein of 196 amino acids. The transcript is spliced from 4 exons. NCBI's taxonomy places the organism in Eukaryota, Metazoa, Echinodermata, Echinoidea, Temnopleuroida, Toxopneustidae. The record is from RefSeq and is a predicted model, not a curated record.
UAUUCUGGAACCCUGUCCCAUGGAUGGAGAUUUAUCCCGGUAACGGAGAUGUGAUUCUAUCUUCUGAUGAGAGGGGAUGUUACUUCCGUCUCCUCAAAGUUUGUCCCGGUGAUGGCGCCCUCAAGGAGCUGAUGAUUUCCGUAUCCAAUCCUAUUCCUGAUCCUCCACAGUCAUCCUAUAGUAUUGCAGAUCUUGUGCAAAGGGCUUCAAGGCUUAUACACUGUAUGUCAGUCCACCUGAGAACGGCUGGGGAUACAGGAUCAGGAGAUAUCUGCUGCUGGAAGAAACUUGAGCGAGAUGAUGCUUUAAACAGAACGCCAUGUGUCCUUCUUGAAAGGAGCGUCAUCCCUUCUUUGGGUCAGCUGGAAGCGUAUGAAGGCGGUCUAAUCCGAGGCUUCUUCAAUGAUGGGGUUACCAUAGAAACAAAGCACAUUAGUCCAGUUCAGUUCAUUGCAGCAGGAGUGGACAUGGAGUGCGGCAAGGAUGAAGAAUCUGUUUUCACUAUUAUGAUGGCUGAUGGUCUUCAUAAGAAAGUUACUUCACUAAACCCGGGAACAUAUGUCAGGUAUGUCCUCUCACAAUCCCUUUUAUAUGACAUAUCUCAUUAUGUUUAAUAUGGAAUACUCCAAUGGAGUGGAAGAUGUGUAUUCGUUGUGUGAGGGUAUGACUAAUUGAAUAUGAUGACCAGAGUAAUAAUAAAUCUGCAAGUGCUUUGAUAUGUACAAUGUAUGUCUUAAGCUCAUUAUUAAAAGAAUAAAAACCAGAUUAUUAUUAUUAUUAUAUUCUAGCUAUGAUCAUUUCUAACAAAUUUCAGGAUAUGAAAUUACUAGACAGUGUCCAAUGUAAGCAUGUCACAUACAUCAGUAUUUUUGAGAGGAACAGCUCCCUCUUGUGAAAAUUAUUAAACAUUCAUUUCUAGUUGUUAAGGGUAGUAAGAACAUGUUAAAGUCUCCAAAUGUCAAACUCUUUCAACAAAUCACCAAGAAAAAUAAAAUAAUGAAAAACUAUACAGAAUCUGUUUGGCGCUUUCAAGCAGUAUUUUCUUCAUUUAGACUCUACAGGUGAACAGAGCAUGCCAAAUCAGGGUGAGGAUGGGAUAUUUGAGGAGUUGGGCAUUGGGGCUAUUAUUGCUUUUGGGGGUAGUUUGACUUCAGAGCCUAAUUAGAUAAAUAGAAAAAGCAGAUGCUGGCUCCAAGUUGACAGUAUUAGUUAAAGCUGUGUGAUAUGGAUUUAGAGCUUUCUCUAGGUAAAGAGUUUUGCCAUUUGUAGAACAUAAAUUAAAUGAAAAUCCUAUGCAGAUGUAAGUGUAACACCUUCAUGGCUAAACCCACUUGGUCUUCUAUCAUUUGGCCCAAUUGCCAUUUGGUCUAAUACUCAGACAAAUUGGUAUUUAGACUGAUGCCCAUCAUAUGGUCAAAUUCUCCUUUGUCUACCUUUUUUUAUUUUGUCAAAUGAAAAUUGGGUCAUGGGCAGUUCAUCUAAUCAUAUACAUGUAGACUAAUGGUGUAAGACCAAGAGAAUAUUAAGCCAAAUGUGUAAAGUCCAAUUGGACGUGAGACAAAAUGGCCAAUUUCUUUAAAUAAAAUCCAUAUCUCACUCGAUCAAGGUCCCCCCAUUAUUAUUUCAGGCACUAUACUCAAAUCAUAUCUUCACUCUGUAAUUCUAUCAUGUCCUUUUUUCUCAGUUAUUGUACCGUAGAGUCCGUAGUUUUCUUUCAGUAAUUAGCAACUUAUAUGAAGUUAUUUCUUUUAUAUUUUUUAUUAGCAAAUUUUACAAUAUCAUUGUUUUAGUUGACCCUUUUUCACCAUUUAUGUUUGUAUAAUGUAUGUGAUAGGCCUAUGAGUGUUGUACUUGAUAGACAUGAGAGCUUCUCAGGAAGCUAACAUUAAUAAUAUAAAAAAAUUAUACAACAAUCUCCAUGAUACACUGCCACUUUGCGAUUGAUUACAAAUUCCUUUCCUGACCAAGGUAAAGAGGGUAUAAUAAACA